Molecule: messenger RNA, 666 nt
Organism: Protobothrops mucrosquamatus (brown spotted pit viper)
Lineage: Eukaryota; Metazoa; Chordata; Lepidosauria; Squamata; Viperidae
Product: GTPase IMAP family member 3-like
Exons: 1
Coding region: 1-666 (221 amino acids)
Molecular function (GO): GTP binding
Source: RefSeq, a predicted model, not a curated record
AUGUCGUCUUCCAAACUCACAGGGGAGGACGCCGAUCUCCGGCUGAUCCUGGUGGGAAAGUCCGGAGGUGGGAAGAGCGCCACGGGCAACACCAUCCUCGGCCGGCCGGUGUUCAAGUCCAUCCUGGAGCCAAAUACCACCACCCUGAAGUGCCAAAGGGGUCAAGGAAGAUGGCAGGACAGGAUGAUCUCUGUGGUCGACACACCCAACAUUUUCGAUUCUAAAAAGCACAAUGAGACUGUGCGACGUGAGAUCGGGGCUUGUGUAGAACUCUCCCGGCCUGGCCCCCAUGCCCUGAUAUUUGUGACCCAGGUGGGACGCUUCACCGCCGAAGAUGUGACAGUUGCAAAGCAUGUCUGGGAUAUCUUUGGAGCCGAGUCGGCCAGGCACACGAUCAUUCUGUUCACCUGCAAGGAGGAUUUGGGAGGGGAAUCCCUGCAGGAGUACGUCCGAACUUCCAAAAACCGCAUUCUGCAGGAGCUGAUCCAGCGGUGCGGGAACCGCUUCUGUGGCUUCAACAACAAGGCCGCGGGAGCCGAGCAGGAGAGGCAGGUCUCGUUGCUGAUGGAGAUGGUGCACAGAGUCGUUUCGGAGAACAGAGGAAGACACUACGUCAUCCCGCUGCAUAAGGUGCUCAGGGUAGGGGAUUGGCGUGUCAUAGAGUAG